AUGCAAGUUGUGAUCAAACAGCUGUGCAGGCGAAUUACACAAUCUUGCAUUGUCACAGAACAUUUGUAUAGAUCCAUUUCUUCUACUGUCUCCUUAUCAAGACAGUGUCUGGGUGGGGAUCCAAGAAGCAGAAACAUUUUUGUAUUGAAGGAAAUAGACGUUAUGGAUCCAAAAAUUGAAGAACAGCUUGCUCCCUUUAGACAAGCUGUGAAGGAACAGGGUGACAUUGUUCGUCAGCUGAAGGCAGAUAAGGCCCCUGAUAUUGAUCUACAGAGAGCUGUUGCUGAGCUGAAAACGAGAAAACAUGCCUUGGAACAUAAGGAGAUUGAGUUGACACCAAAGGACAACUUUGACAGAAGCAAGAUGGAGGAUCUACUUAAACAGAAAUUUUUCUACGACCAGUCAUUUGCUAUUUAUGGAGGUGUGAAUGGACUGUAUGAUUUUGGUCCUAUGGGUUGUGCUGUGAAGGCUAACCUGCUACAGGCAUGGAGAAACUUCUUUGUGUUGGAGGAGAAUUUACUGGAGGUGGACACAGCCAUGCUUACUCCUGAGGUUGUGUUAAAGGCAUCUGGUCAUGUUGAAAGGUUCCAGGACUAUAUGGUGAAAGAUGUCAAGAAUGGAGAAUGUUUCAGGGCAGACCAUCUCAUUGAAAAUUCAUUUGAAAAGAUGUUAACUGAUAAAAAAGUGACAGCGGAAGUAAAAGAACAAAUCCGGAAAAUAUUGCCAACAAUAGACAACAUGGAUAAAGAUGAAAUGGGUAAAACGUUAAAACAGUUCAAUAUCAAAUCACCUGUGACUGGCAACGAUAUAUCGGACCCAAUGGAAUUUAAUCUCAUGUUUGCAACAUCCAUCGGACCCACAGGGACACUGAAAGGUUAUUUGAGACCAGAAACAGCUCAGGGUAUAUUUGUCAACUUUAAGAGGUUAUUGGAGUUUAAUGGUGGUAAACUUCCCUUCGGUGGAGCACAAAUUGGCAGUGCCUUCAGAAAUGAAAUUUCACCAAGAUCUGGCUUAAUAAGAGUGAGAGAAUUCACCAUGGCUGAAAUAGAAUACUUUGUAGACCCACAAGAGAAAAAGAAAUUCUUCAAAUUUGAUUCAGUGAAGGAUAUCAAAUUGACGCUGUUCUCUGCCUGUAAUCAGAUGGAUGGUAAAGGUCCGGAGGCCAAAUCUCUCAAGGAUGCCGUUGCUGACGGUACUAUAGCCAACGAGACUUUAGCAUAUUUUAUGGCACGUAUUAACUUGUUCCUCAUCAAGAUUGGCGUGGACGAGACAAAGUUACGAUUCAGGCAGCAUCUGUCCAAUGAGAUGGCUCACUAUGCUUGUGACUGCUGGGAUGCUGAAUUGAAGACAUCCUAUGGUUGGAUCGAGUGUGUUGGAUGUGCAGAUAGAUCUUGUUAUGAUUUAAUGUGUCACCAAAAAGCCACUGGUCUAAAACUUGUAGCUGAGAGAAAGUUAGACAAACCCAAAACAAUAGAAGUAGUGGAAUGUAAAGUGAACAAAGGUGUGAUGGGCAAAGUGUUUAAGAAAGAUGCAAAGGUUGUUACAGACUUCAUAACUAGAAUGGAAGACAAUGAGCUUGAUGCCAUGGACAAAAUACUCAAGGAGAAAGGAGAAUUUGAAAUCAAACCAAAUGACCAAUCGUUUGUUGUGAAAUCAGAUAUGGUUACAGUCAAUAAAUUUUCAAAAACAGUUCAUGUUGAAGAUUUUAACCCAUCUGUGAUAGAGCCGUCGUUUGGUAUAGGCAGAGUUAUGUAUGCCUUGUUUGAACAUAACUUUAGAAUGAGAGAAGGGGAUGAGCAGAGAACGUAUUUAUCACUGCCGCCAAUAAUUGCGCCCUACAAGUGUUCAGUCCUGCCAUUGAGUAACAACGCACAGUUAAUGCCCUUUGUUAACCAACUUGCUAAGGAUCUGCUGAAAUGUGAUAUAUCGCACAAGGUUGACAGCAGCACCGGUUCGAUAGGUCGUAGGUACGCCCGCACCGAUGCCAUUGCCAUACCGUACGGUAUCACAGUGGAUUUUGAUACCAUAAAGGAACCUCACUCUGCGACACUUAGAGAGCGAGAGUCAAUGAAGCAAAUUAGGGCACCGAUCUCAGAGCUUGCACAGAUUGUGUACGAUUUAGCCAAUCACAGGCGUACCUGGGAUGACAUUCUCAACAAUUACCCAAUCUUUGAACAACAAGAAUCGACCAAAUAAUGGGAAAUUAUGUAUAGAUCACACAUGACAAUUUGACUUCAGGCAUACUUAUGAGAUACUGUACUGUAUAGUUCCAACAUGAUAAUUGGACUUUUGAGUAUUUUGGGGAAAAAAAUGAGAUUGUAUAAGUUUUUUUAAUAUUAGUAGGAUAGGUCCAACAUUACAGUUUGACUUAAGGUUUACUUUAAAAAUACUUGACUGUCUCUAGUUCAACAAGAUAUUUUGACUUUUGGGUAUUUUGAAAAAAAAAAGGGAGUUGCAAAUUUUGUUACAACAUUUCAAAAUAGUUCUUAAAUGAUAAUUUGACUUAAUGCAUGAUAAGGAAAUACUUUGCGGUACAGUUCUGAAUUUGAGUAUUCUGAAAAUUUAUUAAGAUUACAAUGUUGCUUCAGUAUAAAACAAAUCGCAUUUUGCUUACUUAGGAAUAUGUUGUACAGUUCUAACAUGAUAAUUCGACUUUUGGCAUUCUUAAGUGAAGUAUAGUUCCAACAUGGUAUUCUGACUUCAUAGAAAUUGUACUUUACAGCAAGUCGUAACUGAACAGCUGAGUAUAAGUAGAGUCCUAAAAUGGCAUUUUAAUAAAUGAUACCACGAAUGUAUUCUCAUGGUAACAUUCAAUUACAAAACUGCAUAUAUGUAUUGAUAAUUAUUGCUUGAAAUGUAUUGUUUGCUUUGUAUCAAAAGGUUUCAGCUUAUGUAAAAUGUGAAUAUGAUAGAUGACGAAAGUGAAAAAACGUAUUCAUAAUGGUAUCUCACUUAUAAUUACAGGACAAGGCUGUGUUUCAUAGAAAGUCCUCUAUCCAAAAUCAGCUUUAAGACGAAAACAAAUGUCCUAUGUUAUCAGUCCAAUGCAAUGACUCCGUCAAGUUCUGAAUCACAAUGUAGAUGAACUUUUACACAUUCUGAAUUACAGUGCGCACAAUUGUACUUCUUAAUUUUUGUCAGGAAGAAAUUUAUUGAAAGUUUUCAGUCUUUGAUUAAAGAUAAAAAAAAGUUUUAUUGAAAGGGUCUUAAGUGGGUCCUAAAGGUUGCAUUACAUCCUAGGGCUUAUGAUACACUUUGGUCUUUCGAUGGAAUGCAACCUGGAUUAACAAUUUUUUUUUCAUUAAUGUUAAAGCUGUAAAACUCAUGAAAAUGAAAUUGUUAUGUUAUUUUAUGAUUUCUAAAGUGCUAAAUUGUAAAUUAUUGUUGAAUUUUGUCCUUAUGAACCAGUAUUGUACAUGUGUACAUUUUGCUAUACACUUGGAUGUAUAGAAGAUAAUGCUUAAUUUGGUGAACAGUUGUUUACAAAUUGUUAAGAUUUGCCUCUUCUUAUAGGUCUUAUAUUUUUAUACUAUGCAAUUUUUUAUUCUGUUCAGAUUAAGUCCCAAUUUCAUAUAAAUUUUUUAUCAAUAUUUAUGGUCCUGGGAAUUAUUUGGUUCAACCAAGUAUUUGCUGAUACGUCCAGAAAUGUCAAGCAUUCAGUCAGACAUCAGUUUCUCAUGGUUUUAACUCACUACAGUGUUGAGCAGUACCUUGCAGAAAUCAUGAUCACAAAAUAGAAAAAUAUCGCUUUUUCUGCUGAUUCUUACAUUUUCCAUUGAUUAUCGUAAUAUACAUUGGUAUGAAAAGAUGAAUUAGAGGUCUUAAAGAGCAUUUGAGCAGGCGAAUAGAAGAUAUUUAAGCAUUAUAUCAUUUUUAGCGCCUUGUCAGGAAAUAGGGUAUUUAGUGCAUUGUUUGUAGUGAGGUGCUCCAAAACUUCUUUUAGCCUCACUAUUUUCCUAUAAAGCCUUUGUUUACUGAUUUAUAUCUUAAACAUACAGCAUCCAGUUUAUGGUUGAAUGAAAGGUCACGGGGGGGCUAAAAAUAGAAUUUUCUUUAUUGUUAGGCUAUUUUAAGCUUUGACAGUACAACAUUAUUGAGCAUUCUUUUGAUGUUAGAGAUGGUUUUUUUAAACCCUGAACAGGCUGAAUAUACUUGUACUUGUCUGGCAUUUAAUUGUCAUCAGUAUAGAGCCUGUUCACAUGGAUGUGACAGUUAGCCUGGCUCUGUACUGAUGGCAAAGGUUGAUAACUUUUGGUUCCAGCCGGUUUAGAGUAAAAAAUACAGUCAAAUCUUUGUUAAAGACUUUCUCCAAAAUAAAGACCGUCCCUUAAAUAAAGGUCAUUAUUCAACAGCUCUCCACUUGUCUGUAUAAGGGUCAUGUUCUGUCUCUCUUUUGGGUGGCCUUUGUUUUCAGGUUUGACUGAACAGUGGUAUUCUAAUUGGACAUUUAUGAAUAACUUGAAAAAUUUCUUAAACUUGUAUUUCAUUUAAACAUUGUUUGUCUUGAAAUGAAAGAUAUAAAUUUUUAGAAACACUUGAAAAAAAUUGUUAAGUCUUUCAUAUUUUUACUUGCAGAAUAAAUUCAGUUCUUAAUAUUUAUAAAUAAAAAAAGAAAAA
Molecule: messenger RNA, 4617 nt
Organism: Ruditapes philippinarum (Manila clam)
Lineage: Eukaryota; Metazoa; Mollusca; Bivalvia; Venerida; Veneridae
Product: glycine--tRNA ligase-like
Exons: 17
Coding region: 1-2196 (731 amino acids)
Biological process (GO): mitochondrial glycyl-tRNA aminoacylation
Cellular component (GO): mitochondrion; cytoplasm
Molecular function (GO): glycine-tRNA ligase activity; ATP binding
Source: RefSeq, a predicted model, not a curated record